Messenger RNA from Microthlaspi erraticum, 642 nucleotides. Lineage: Eukaryota; Viridiplantae; Streptophyta; Magnoliopsida; Brassicales; Brassicaceae. The record is from the annotation of a GenBank genome assembly.
AUGGUACAGACAGUAGGGAGAGUUUUGUCAGAACCCCGUAUAUUCACUGCAUUGUCUCUGUUUCAAACUGCAACGAUCGCUCUUCUUCUAAUCGCGUUUCUUCAAAACGCUGCGGCUGAGAAAAGAAUUCAACGUAUCGUCAAGCAUCACGGCGCGGUUGCCACCGAUGAUGGUCGGUGUUCCGACGCCGGAGUGAUGACACUUCGCGGGGGAGAAAACGCAGUUGACGCGGCGGUUGCUGCUGCGUUCUGUCUGGGAGUUUUGAGCCCCGCAUCAAGCGGUAUAGGCGGCGGAGCGUUUAUGCUCGUGAAAGAGGCUGGUGGAAAGGAAAUUGCUAAUGACUCGAGAGAAACAGCUCCUCUCAAAGCAACCGAGAACAUGAAUGGAGGCAAGGAUGAUCUAAAGAAGCAAGGAGGCUUAUCAGUAGUGUCCGGGCUAUUCGCCGCAUGGAAACGGCACGGGAAGCUGCCGUGGAAGAAGUUGAUCAAACCGGCGGAGAAACUUGCGUCUAAAGGUUUCGAGAUAUCGAGAUACCUCCACAUGCAGAUGAACGCAACUCGCGGGGCCAUCUUAGCGGACAAAGGUCUCUCUGACCUGUUGGUUUCAAACGGGGAGCUCAAGAAACCCGAAAUUGGCUUCUAA